This is a messenger RNA of Daucus carota subsp. sativus, 2162 nucleotides long. RefSeq names its product carotenoid 9,10(9',10')-cleavage dioxygenase 1. Bases 124 to 1971 code for a protein of 615 amino acids. The record is from RefSeq and is a predicted model, not a curated record. Gene Ontology annotation, biological process: carotene catabolic process. Lineage: Eukaryota; Viridiplantae; Streptophyta; Magnoliopsida; Apiales; Apiaceae. Gene Ontology annotation, cellular component: chloroplast stroma. Gene Ontology annotation, molecular function: carotenoid dioxygenase activity. The transcript is spliced from 12 exons.
CUACUAAUAGCACAUGCGUAGAAAUGCAUAUAUUUAAAAUGCAUGUUGUAUAUUUUCUUAUAAAGAAAGACAUGUUGUAUAUGCACAACGGGUAAAUUCAGAAAAGCUGGCCUGUAUUUAAAAAUGAUUUGGAGGGUGUUAUAUAUGUAUGUGUGCAAAGUGCAAACACAUGUAGACAGGAUGGCUAUUUGCACAGCAAAUUUUCGAACCAAGUUGUCGGCUGAAAAGCCUUCCACUACACAUGCAUUUGAUCGUAUAAUCACCACCAUGAUCUCUUCCUUUAAGCCACUGUUAAGUGAGUUUCAGCGUAUUCCCACGAGAAUUGAUGUUCAAAAAACAUGGAAAAACUCUUCCAUGAAACUAUUAGAUGCCAUUGUGGACACAGUCUUCAAAUUUGAAGAGCAGUCGUAUAUGGAAAAUCAGAGUAAUUUUGCUCCAGUGGAAGAGAUGGGUGAUAAAGUUCUUCUAAAUAACGUGGAAGGGGCAAUUCCAUGUGAUUUUCCAGAGGGCACUUACGUCAGAAUUGGCCCGAAUCCACUAUUUGGUGGACUGAAAUCCGCAGUAUCAAAGUUUGGGAGAUCAAGUCACAUCUGGGUAGAAGGAGAAGGAAUGAUUCAUGCAAUCUAUUUCGAAAAAAAUGAUUCUGAUGGCAUCUCCAGAAUUUACUACAACAAUAAACAUGUUCAAACUGAGACAUUCAAAAUGGAGAGCAGAAAGAACAAGCCAUGUUUUAUUCCCACAGUCGAAGGUGAUUCUGCAGCUGUUCUGUCUGCUUAUCUUUUGAAUCUGUUAAGGUUCGGCAAAGUAAACAAGAUUAUUAGCAAUACCAACGUUUUCGAGCACUCGGGGAAGUACUACUCCGUCGCUGAAAGUGACUUGCCCCAGGAAAUUGAUAUUCAGACACUGGAAACAUUAGGUGAAUGGGAUGUCGGCGGGACUUGGAAUAGACCCUUCACUAGCCACCCAAAGAAAGCUCCAGGUACAGGGGAGCUGGUUUUUAUGGGGUUUGAUGCCGUCAAACCCUUUCUUGAACUCGGUAUUUUUUCAGCUGAUGGCAGGACACUGGUUCAUAGAGCUGAUCUUGAUUAUAAGAGGUCUAGCCUUACUCAUGAGAUAGGGGUUACGGAGAGGUACAAUGUUCUAAUGGACUUUCCACUGACAGUAGAUAUUAAUCGACUCAUUCGUGGAGGCCCAUUAAUAAGGUUCGACGAUAAAGAUUAUGCAAGGAUUGGAGUAAUGCCCCGUUAUGGCGAUGCAGAAUCUGUUCAGUGGUUUGAUGUGCAGGCGUGUAGUGCAUUUCAUAUCAUCAAUUGUUUUGAAGACGGUGAUGAGGUAGUCAUGUGGGCUUGUAGAGCUCUGGGAUCAGUAAUACCAGGACCUGAUUUUGGCCUAAAAAGAUUUGAGUACUUCUCCAAUGGUUUUAAGCAUCUGGAGAGAAAUAAUGAUGGUGAAAUCUGUGAGGGAUUAUUUUUCUCUCGCUGUUACGAAUGGAGAUUAAACAUAAUAACAGGAGAUGUGCAGGAGAAGAAUCUAACCGGAACAGAACAUUCCAUGGACUUUCCUAUGAUCAACGAAGAUUACAGUGGGAUCAGUAACAAGUUUGCAUACGCGCAAAUUAUCAAUACAGAAGCAAGCUCUGCGUCGGGCAUGGGGAAGUAUGGAGGACUGGCCAAGCUGUAUUUUAAAGAACCAGCAGACAAAAAAUGUGAAGAUUUGAUAAAGGUCGAAUAUCAUGCGUUUCCUGAGAAGACAUUCUGCUCGGGGGCAGCAUUUGUCUCUAGGAACAAGGGCUGUGAAGAAGAUGAUGGGUGGAUAGUCACUUAUGUACAUAAUGAAAAUACUAAUGUAUCUCAGGUUUAUAUAAUUGAUGCGAAGAAAUUCUCUGAGAAGCCAGUGGCGAAGAUUACAUUACCAAGCAGAGUUCCAUAUGGUUUUCAUGGAGCUUUUAUGAAAAAAGUAGCUUCUGCAUAAACAAGUUUCAAGAAAUGAGCGUUCUUGAAGAGACUGCCAAGUGUGUGUGCGUGUGUGCGCCUGACGUUUUGUUUUCAAUAUUUUAAUUAUUAUUUCAAGCGCUUUUUGACAUAAAAUUAUAUCAUGCUCAUGUGUUUCUUGACAAAUACCAUUUAAGAUGUCAGCUUGCUAUAAGUGCAAAUUUUUUGAUA